AUGAGGAAAGCAGACCACAAAGUAGAACGGAAGCCCUCAGACCCAACCCUCAGUCACUUACGAAAGCAUAGAUGUGAAACUCCAGUCACUGCCGAUAGAAGACCCGAUAUACUCCUUGUAGACAAGAGGAAUCACAAGCUCCUGGGUUGCGGUGCCUUUCGGCGCGUCUACCGAGCACAGCUGGAGAUACCGGACACGGGCGCCCCCCCUGCCACAGUGGCCGUCAAGAUGGUGAAAUCCCGCAAGGACAAAGUGCAACUAACGCCUUGCAAUCGGAGACUCAAGAUCCUCAUCCACAUCGGGCAACAUGUCAACAUCGUCAACCUGGUGGCCGCCUGCACCAAGAACCUGCACACGAGGGGGGAGCUGAUGAUCCUCGUUGAAUACUGCCGAUUCGGGAACAUUCUGGACUUCAUGAGGAGGAACCACAGGACCUUCGUGAACCAGCUCGACCCGGAGACAGACACCAUCAACCCGUCCCUGUGUUCCCGAGAUCUCCUGUGCUGGGCCUUCCAGGUGGCGCGAGGCAUGGAGUACCUCGCGUUCAAGAAGGUGCUGCACGGCGAUCGCGCGAGAAACAUCCUGCUGUGCGAGAAGAACGUCGUCAAGAUCAGCGACUUCGGACUCGCCAAGGACAUCUACAAGGACGAGAAUUACAGGAAGAGCAAGAACGCGCCACUGCCGGUGAAGUGGAUGUCCGUGGAAGCGCUCCGGGAUGGAAUCUUCUCGACGCAGAGUGACGUGUGGGCCUUUGGAGUUGUCGUGUGGGAGAUGUUCAGCCUCGGGCGGACUCCCUUCCCCGGCAUCUCCGUCGACGAGAAUUUUGUGAAGAAGCUGGAGUCGGGGUUGAGGAUGGAGCGGCCACGGUUCGCCACGGGGGACUUAUACAAGGUCAUGCACGACUGCUGGAGGACUAAGCCCGAGGGACGGCCCUCCUUCGGG
Messenger RNA from Penaeus vannamei (Pacific white shrimp), 942 nucleotides. The record is from RefSeq and is a predicted model, not a curated record. Lineage: Eukaryota; Metazoa; Arthropoda; Malacostraca; Decapoda; Penaeidae.